Molecule: messenger RNA, 724 nt
Organism: Teleopsis dalmanni
Lineage: Eukaryota; Metazoa; Arthropoda; Insecta; Diptera; Diopsidae
Product: proline-rich receptor-like protein kinase PERK2
Exons: 1
Coding region: 22-705 (227 amino acids)
Source: RefSeq, a predicted model, not a curated record
UUGUCUUCUAUUACAGCUCUAAUGGCUGAAACAAAUUCUGAAAUUGAUCCUUUGGAUCCCCUAGUAAUCUACAAAGAAGUUGAUAUGCACAGUACUGUAUCCUCCAUGAAGGCAAAAACAAAUUAUCGCUCACAACGUUCACCACAAGUUUUAGUAUUGAAUCCUGGUGUACCUCAAGUACCAAUUGGUGGACCAAUUAGACCAAUCCAACCUAUUCCACAGGUACCACCACCCAUACGACCUAUACCAAUCCAACCAAUACAACCUAUACAAACUAUACGACCACUGCAACCGGUCUAUCCUUUAGCAGCUCCACCGGUUGUAACAGGAAGUCCUGGAUCUAGAAGGGUAGUAUUUUCUUAUCCAAAUCGCCCACGCGGCAAUACUAGAAUAGUGAUAAAGCCUGUAGUAAUACUACCAGUUGGUACAGGAUAUUUGCCUAACACAAAUUUAGGUAUACCUUACUCUUAUUAUGGUACCCCAGGCAUUUACCCUUAUCCAACAAUUGGGCCAAACAUAGUUUACCCAACAUAUGCAACAACAACUCAAAGACCAAAUAUACCAAACUAUAAUUAUAACUACUACAAUGAUUAUGGAAAUAAUUAUCAAAAUUAUGGGAACUACAAUUAUGGGGACUACAAUUAUGGGAACUACAAUUACGAUAACAAUUAUAAUAACUAUAAUAAUUAUAACUAUUAUGGUUGAGCUGGGAGAUGGACGCACA